AUCCGUAUCCCGUCGGCAACUGUUGGCUGUCAGACAAGUAUAGUUCAUGUGCUAGCUACACGAUUGUGCCGCAGAUUUCCAGACAAGCUAUGCUCAAGAAUAUGAUAUCGUGAGUUGACACGGACAGGCUGGGCGAGUUGGACCCUGCCCAGGCUGGUUGACAGCCCUACACUAUUCCUCAGGUGCUUCUAAAACGGUCUCCUUACGUCAUCAGUGCCUGGUGGUCGUUCGUCCUCCGAAGCCCAGAAUCAACAAGAGCGAGACAAGACAUUCCGAACUCUCCAACAAGCCUGAUUGUACUGCUGAGGUGUCUCUAGCUGAAAAGAGACUUGACGUUUCAAGAAGUCGGUGAGAAAGGGCAUUCCGGCUGUUCGUUUCGAGGUGAAUGGUGGACAUUUGGUGGGCCACAAUCUGCUGCAGGGGUUGAGGGGCUGGCCCCCGCUGGUGGCCUCUUGUCGGUCGUCAGUGAAAGCUUUCGGUGCUCUGGCUAUCUGGCCAAUGAAACGGCGAUGGCGCUGGGUUUCUGCAUCCUGGGGUUGUCGGGACACUUGCCUGCUUUCUUGCCGCUUCCAUCAUUGCGCCGGAAUCCAGAACUUUUUUGUUGUUCAACUGAAGCUUCUUUUUCUCCCGUCCCAUUGCUUCCUGACCACUGAACUUCAGGUCCCGUCGCGUGCCCUUCCAGACCCGGCCUUCCGGCGCCCUACCAACCGAGUUUUCCUUCUGAACAUUUCUACCCAACUGCCCGGUACGGUACCAGCUACUCCGUAGUGUAAGACACUCAGCCUCAAUUGCGCUGGAGACGCACACCACACCUCCUUGGCUACGUUCCCCCUGCAUCCAGCAUUUCUGGGGGCCGACUCUCGAAACUGGCUUUACGAGUUCACGACCAGCACAGCACUUCGAAUCUUUGUUUACUCUUUGACUUUUUCUUCCCGGGCGAGCCGUUGGCCUCUAAUUCUACACCCGUUCCAAGUACACGCCACCGCCGAGCGCAAUCGGUCGUCUUUCGCAAAGAUGCCCGGUUUCGCAGACUCGUUCUGGUCGAAUGACUACGCCGCAGGACUGGGUGUCCUGUUCGGCAAGCUUCAACAAGGUGUCGUCGAGAACCGCCAGCUUCUAACCAUUGCUCGAAUGCGCGCCGAGGCCGAAGAGAUCUACGGAAACAAGCUAUCCGACAUCGCCCCAACCGUCGACAAGGUCCAGGGAGGGUUCAACCGCGACGAUGGCGCCAGCGUGCGAAAGGCCUAUGAAGGUGUGCGGACCGAGAUGGAGGAAGCGGCCAAGAAUCACAAGAAGAUUGCACAGAAUAUUCGCGACCUGGUUGUGAACCCUUUUGGCCGCUGGUGCGAGGCUCACGAAUCCCGGAUACAAGAUUCGCAAGAUGAGCUGCAGUCUCGAAUCAAGGCGCACGACAAGCAGGCCGACCUUUGCAAAAAGCUCCGAAGCACCUAUUUCAACAAGUGCCGACUACUCGAAGACUUGGAGGAGGAGAAUAAGCUGGCGUUCCAAGACCCCGAAACAAGCCCCAAAACUGGCCAAGAUAUCCCUGAAAUCAAGGUCGAACCCGAGAUUGCCGAGGAGGAGGAGCCCUACGAGAUCGGCGACGAGACUUAUACCCCCGACCAAGUCAAGAAGAUCCUCGAGCACAUGCUGAAUACGAUCAAGAUGGGCGAGACCAAGGUCCCCAUUCUCGGCACAUAUCAAAACACGUCUGCGGGAACCGAUAUUGUCGAGUAUCUUCAACGGCACAUGGGAAGCUCAAGCGUGAGCUAUGCCGAGAGAAUCGGCCAGGAUUUGGUAACGCACGGCUUCCUGAGACUGGUUGGUAAUGUUGGCAACACGUUCGCCAAUAGCUCAAAGAUGCACUACCAAUGGCGGCCCAAGGCUUUCGAGAUGUCUGGUGUGCCAGAAAAGAAGUCGAUUUCAAGAGCCUUCUCCAUGCCCACCUCUGGGUCUGAUGGUUCUGACUCGCCUGUGGUUGGCACUGUUACUGAAUAUCUCGCCAAGUGGGAUGUGCUCAACACUUCCAGGCCGAACGAGACGCCAGCUGAGCGUAUGCGCCGGGAGGCCCGGGAGGCGGACGAAAAGUACAAGGCCAGUGUUCUGAAGCUGGAUGAAAUGAGGUGCGAGCUGGAGGAGGCCAUCUUCCUACAUCUCAAGUUUCUUGAGCGCUGCGAACUGGAUAGGCUCAAGGCCAUCAAGACAGUUGUGUUGGACUUCUCGGGCACUAUCAGCAACGUUAUUCCUAGCCUCCAGGCCACCGUGGAUAACAUGAUGCUGUUCCAGGAAACAGUGCAGCCGCUUGGCGACUUGCGCUAUCUCUUGGAGAACUACCGCACCGGUAGCUUUGCUCCCAAGGUUGUAACGUACGAGAACUACUACAACAAGGUGGAUGACCAGACCUUUGGUGUGGAUCUCGAGGCCCGAGCCAGGGCUGACAGAAAGCGUGUGCCUAUUAUCGUUACAACGCUGCUUACCUACUUGGAUCAUCACUAUCCAGACCUCGAGGGCGAUGAGGCCCGGAGAGGGGUGUGGCUCCACGAGGUUCCCUUGUCUCAAACGCACAAGUUGAGAGCUUUGGUCAACAAUGGCAAGCCGCCUGCGUUGGAAACCUUUGCCGAUUUUGACAUCCCGACUGUUGCCAGCCUGUUGAAAUUAUACCUUCUUGAGCUUCCAGAUUCUUUGGUUUCUUCGCACGUAUAUGAAAUUAUUAGAACCAUCUAUACUACCCCCACCGGCAACGACAGCGAUGCCGCCCGCGUGCCCAUCCUCCAGCAGACACUGUCUCAAUUGAGGCUCACUAAUAUUGCCACACUGGAUGCCUGCAUGAACCACUUCACCCGCCUGAUCGACCUGACCUCUGCCGAUGAGGAGUACAUCGUCAAGCUCGCUACUUCCUUGGCCCCUUGCGUGCUUCGCCCUCGCACCGAAACCUCGCUUACCAUGGAGGAGAAGCAUGCCUACCGCUUGGUCCGUGACUUGUUUGCCCAUAAGGACGCCAUCUUCAACGAACUCAAGCGUCUCUCUACCAAUAACGCGUCUGGAUCCCUCCGCGCCAACCCAGGUGGCCGCCCACGAGCCAUCUCCACCGACGAAAGCAACCGCAAAGCCCACAUGGAGGAGCGCAACCGUGUGCUCCUUGAAAAGGCACAGGGCAGCAGAUCUCGUGCUACCUCUCCGGCUCCUGGCCCACGUGGCCAUGCCCGUGAUAAGUCGGUGGGCAGACCAGAGACUCGCUUCCCCAUCUCGACUGGUCUUUCCAGCCCAACACAGGCUCACAGGAAACGGCAGAGCAUGGGCCCUGUGCUCCCCAAGAGGACAAGCCUCGAGGUGCCGGACGAUGCGAGCAUGGGGCUUAGCCACCCCGCUGAUGGUAACUUUUUAGGGGGUGCCCUCCCCAUUGUGCCUCAGGUGCAGCAGGUAGCGCAGCAGGAUAGCGAGGCCGUGUUGGAGAAGAGGAACAGCCUCGGGAGAAGCGGUGCCCGGUUCUCCUCGGGGAGGAGGGUAACGCCUGCUUCGAACAGGACCGAGACGCCACCUCCGAGCAGCAAUGAGAAUAUUAACAAGAGAGAGAGCAGUGGAAGUAAUGGGGCGCAGAGGGGCGUUGCGUUGGUGGAUGCGCCGAUGGAUUAUUAA
Molecule: messenger RNA, 3636 nt
Organism: Podospora pseudocomata
Lineage: Eukaryota; Fungi; Ascomycota; Sordariomycetes; Sordariales; Podosporaceae
Gene: rga8
Product: Rho-GTPase-activating protein 8
Exons: 3
Coding region: 1015-3636 (873 amino acids)
Biological process (GO): small GTPase-mediated signal transduction
Cellular component (GO): cytoplasm; plasma membrane; division septum
Molecular function (GO): GTPase activator activity
Source: RefSeq, a predicted model, not a curated record